AUGAAAGACAUACACCAGAACAUUCAAGAGGAGUUAGAAUCUGUUCUGGAAGGCUUUAUAGAUGAAACUGCCAUGAAGAAAAUCAAGUUUCUCCAGUCCAUACAUAGCUUGAUCAAGUCAGGCCAAUCAAUGAAUAAAAGAACCCUUUUUUAUGAUUCUGUUCCAAUAUUCAAAACUCAGAACAGUGUAAACAAGCUAGUAAAGAGAUAUUCAAGAGUGUUUGGCUGUGAGCAGAGAGAUUUUAAUAUUAAAUCAAGUCUUAAAGGAAUCUUUCAUGGUAGAAUAAUACUUAUCAUGAAAAAUAGUAAAAGAAUAGAAUAUGAAGGAAAGAAUCUAAUACCUGACAUGGAUGACGUGAUAGAAAUUAAGCAUAAUUAUAAAGUAGCAAUGGUUAUAGAAAAGGAUACUGUAUUUUCCAGGGUAGAAAGUGAGAGGUAUUUGACCGUUUGUGGAAAAGGCUAUCCCUGUCAAAAUACUGUUAAGUUUCUAAAAAUGAUAGAAAGUACAGUAAAGAUAUAUUGCUUAACAGAUUUUGAUCCUUAUGGUUUGCAUAUAUUCCUGGUUUAUAAAAAAAAGAUUGAUAUGGUUAGAAUCGGUUUGAAAAUAGAAGAUAUUCUAAAAUAUAAAGUAAAGAAGCAUGAUUGCAUUUGUUUGAAUGGUCCAGAUAAAAGAAUGAUUGAAAGAUUAAAAAGAUACUCCGAAAUUUACAAUGAAGUAGAGUUUAUAGAAGGAUUAGGAAUGAAAAUGGAACUGGAAAUUCUAUUUAACCGAAUGGAUUUUGAUAUUUUUGAAUACUUAGACAAAUAUAUUUGA
This is a messenger RNA of Vittaforma corneae ATCC 50505, 813 nucleotides long. RefSeq lists its product as uncharacterized. The coding region runs from base 1 to 813 and encodes 270 amino acids. Gene Ontology annotation, cellular component: nuclear chromosome. The transcript has a single exon. NCBI's taxonomy places the organism in Eukaryota, Fungi, Microsporidia, Nosematidae. Gene Ontology annotation, molecular function: DNA topoisomerase type II (double strand cut, ATP-hydrolyzing) activity; ATP binding; DNA binding. Gene Ontology annotation, biological process: reciprocal meiotic recombination; meiotic DNA double-strand break processing; meiotic DNA double-strand break formation. The record is from RefSeq and is a predicted model, not a curated record.